AUGCUUCAAACCAGGUUCACCAAGGCGCUAUGCACCCGAUCCAUGUCCAUAUUUCGAUCUCGAGCAGAAGAAGAGAAAUUGAAGCGAGCUAAAGCCAAGAGGCGCCAACCUUUAUACUCCGUGGAUCCCGAUGACGAGAAGAAUCUUCCUAUUUACGAGUACGGGUCUGCCACGCCUACCAAUCGCGUUUACACUUGGGGCAUGGCGUGUUAUGGUGCGCUUGGAGUGCCAAACUACGUUAGAAAGCGCUUGAACAACACCCGAAAAAGCUCUGAUGUGAUGCAUUAUCCAAAUCGGUGUCCGUUGGCUGAGAAACGAAUAACCACAAGCAUCGGGUGUGGACACGGAUUCACUGUAUUUGGCAUCAAAGACCCCGUCCAUCAUCUAUUGGGUACUGGUAUCAACACGGAUGGUCAAAUUGGUUAUCACGCACCAAGAAAGGAUCAUCCAUUGGAGAUAUUGAUCGCCCCCGUUCCCACAACCUUGGCUAUUCCCAAGGGCCACAACGUCAAGAGUAUCGGAUGUGGGCGUGCUCACACUAUAGUGCUUUCGUCAGACAAUCAAGUGUUUUCAAUCGGUAACAAUGCCUAUGGUCAGUGUGGCCGACCUGUUCUUCCGAACGAAGACUAUUUCCGUAAUCGAGUGAUCCACACUGUGAAAGGACCUUGGGAAUCGGCGGAUGAAGAUGAAACCAUUGUAGACGUUGUUUGUGGCCAAGACCACACAUUUUUCUUGAGCACCCGCGGCCAAUUGUUUUCUUGUGGUUGGGGCGCUGACGGACAGUUGGGUGGUGGCGAUUACGCCUCACAACACACACCUACGCUCAUCCAUGGAGAUUUGAAAGGAGAAAAUGUGGUGAAAGUGGCUUCUUCGGCUGACUGUGUGCUGGCUUUAACGGAUCAAGGCGAGGUGUUUGGUUGGGGAAAUUCGGAGUACGGCCAAUUGGCAUCUGUUACCGAUGAGCAACAGAUCAACACCCCUCACAAGCUCAAUACUCGAGGUCUAGGACGAAUCAAGGACAUUGCUGCGGGCGGCACAAUCUGCCUCAUAUUGAAUGAUCAACAUGACGUGUUCGUGUGGGGUUACGGGAUCCUAGGAAAAGGGCCCAAUUUGGAGUACUCCAAGAAACCUGAACUCAUUCCGCCCACGCUCUUCGGCUACAACGAGUUCAACACUCAGGUCCACGCCUCCAGUAUUCACGCCGGGGUUCACACCCAAGGUACCAUCAACUCCAGUGGUGAACUCUUCACUUGGGGCAAAAACAAAGGUUCGUGUUUAGGCCUUGGUCAUAAACACGACCAAUUCUUUCCCUUCAAGGUUAGCAUGCCUGGGGCAGUGACGAAGGUCAGUUUUGGCAUUGACCAUAUGGCUGCUUUGUGCAAGCCUUGGGCUUGAGAAUCAAUGCCAGAUUGGACGCAAAAAUGAAAGAAAUGAAUUGACUCAUUUUGGGAAAGCUUGUUUCUAAUUAUAUAACUGACAUAUCACGUUACAUUUAUUCUCGACUUAUAUAGCAUCAUACACAAAAUAGACUGGAUCACUUAUUGUUUUAGAUGAAAA
Tigriopus californicus is the source of this 1557-nucleotide messenger RNA. RefSeq names its product RCC1-like G exchanging factor-like protein. Lineage: Eukaryota; Metazoa; Arthropoda; Copepoda; Harpacticoida; Harpacticidae. The coding region runs from base 1 to 1395 and encodes 464 amino acids. The transcript is spliced from 6 exons. The record is from RefSeq and is a predicted model, not a curated record.